UCCCCUCAGACGGGGCGAGGGCGGCGAUGGCGCGUCCGGCGGAGGCGGCUGCGGGCGCCGCUCCGGCCCCUCCGGCCCCUCGGUCCCCUGGCCGCGGCCGGGGCUGUGAGUAGGGCCCGCACAGACAUGAGGCAUCUAUUAACAAGCUAAAAGUGACAAAACCAUGGCUCAGUUUCCAACACCUUUUGGGGGCAACCUGGAUAUCUGGGCUAUUACUGUGGAGGAGAGAGCAAAGCAUGAUCAACAGUUCCAUAGUCUGAAACCAACUGCUGGAUUUAUCACUGGUGAUCAAGCCAGGAACUUUUUUUUCCAGUCUGGGUUACCUCAGCCAGUGCUAGCACAGAUAUGGGCUCUAGCUGACAUGAACAAUGAUGGGAGGAUGGAUCCCUUGGAGUUUUCCAUAGCUAUGAAACUCAUCAAGCUGAAGCUCCAGGGGUACCAGCUCCCGGCCACGCUGCCGCCCGUCAUGAAGCAGCCACCCCUCGCCCUGCCCGGUGCCCCAGGAUUUGGUCUCGGGGGCAUUGCCAACAUGCCAUCCCUCUCCACUGUGGCCACAGUGCCCAUGGCAUCCAUCCCAGUCGUGGGGAUGUCCCCCCCACUGGUGUCCUCUGUCCCCGCCGCCGUCCCUCCCCUGGCUAACGGAGCUCCUGCUGUCAUCCAGCCCCUGCCUGCUUUCGCUCACCCCGCCACUUUGCCAAAGAGUUCUUCCUUCAGCCGCUCGGGGCCGGGAGCUCAGCUCAAUGCAAAGCUGCAAAAGGCACAAUCCUUCGACGUGGCCAGCUCUCCUGCCGUGGCAGAGUGGGCUGUGCCUCAGUCCUCACGGCUCAAGUACCGGCAGCUCUUCAACAGCCACGACAAAACCAUGAGUGGACACUUGACAGGUCCCCAGGCAAGAACGAUUCUUAUGCAGUCAAGUUUACCCCAGGCUCAGCUGGCUACAAUAUGGAAUCUCUCUGACAUUGAUCAAGAUGGGAAGCUGACAGCUGAGGAGUUUAUCCUGGCUAUGCACCUCAUUGAUGUAGCAAUGUCUGGUCAGCCACUGCCACCUGCCCUGCCCCCUGAGUACAUCCCACCUUCCUUCAGAAGAGUCCGCUCUGGCAGUGGAGUUUCUGCUGCCAGUUCAGUGUCUGUAGACCAAAGGUUACCAGAAGAACCAGCAUUGGAAGAAGAACAGCAGCAACUGGAAAAGAAAUUACCAGUGACGUUUGAGGACAAGAAACGGGAGAACUUUGAGCGGGGUAACCUGGAGCUGGAGAAGCGCAGGCAGGCACUGCUGGAGCAGCAGCGCAAGGAGCAGGAGCGGCUGGCCCAGCUGGAGAGGGCUGAGCAGGAGAGGAAGGAGCGAGAGCGGCAGGAGCAGGAGCGCAAGCGGCAGCUGGAGCUGGAGAAACAGCUGGAGAAACAGCGGGAGCUGGAGCGGCAGCGCGAGGAGGAGAGGAGGAAGGAAAUUGAGAGGAGAGAGGCUGCCAAACGGGAGCUGGAGAGGCAGAGGCAGCUGGAGUGGGAGCGCAACCGGCGGCAGGAGCUGCUGAACCAGAGGAACAAGGAGCAGGAGGACAUCGUGGUGCUGAAGGCAAAGAAGAAAACCCUGGAAUUUGAACUGGAAGCUCUUAAUGAUAAGAGAAAUCAGUUGGAGGGGAAGCUUCAGGAUAUCAGGUGUCGGCUGUCGACCCAAAGACAAGAAAUUGAAAGUACAAAUAAAUCCAGAGAGCUCAGAAUUGCAGAAAUCACCCAUUUGCAGCAGCAGCUACAGGAGUCCCAGCAGAUGCUGGGCAGGCUGAUUCCAGAGAAGCAGCUGCUGAAUGAUCAGCUCAAGCAAGUCCAGCAGAACAGUUUGCACAGGGAUUCCCUUCUCACCAUCAAAAGAGCCUUGGAAGCCAAGGAACUGGCACGGCAGCAGCUCCGGGACCAGCUGGAUGAGGUGGAGAAAGAAACCAGAUCUAAACUGCAGGAAAUUGAUAUUUUCAAUAAUCAGCUGAAGGAGCUGAGAGAAAUCCAUAACAAACAGCAGCUCCAGAAGCAGAAGAGCUUGGAAGCUGAGAGGUUGAAACAGAAGGAACAGGAAAGGAAGACAGUGGAGCUGGAAAAGCAAAAAGAAGCUCAGAGGCGGAUCCAGGACAAACCGCGGCCGGAGGAAGAAGCACAGUGGCAAAAAAAAAUCCCAGAAGAUGACAAACAAAAAAGGGAAGAACUCCCCAGGAAGAAGGAAAGUGAGGAUAAGGGGAAACAGGAAAUGCAGGAGAAGCUGAGUAAACUCUUCCAGCCCCACCAGGAGCCGAACAAGCCCGGCCAGGCUCCGUGGUCCAACGCAGAGAAAGCUCCUCUAACCAUUUCUGCUCAGGAGGAUGUAAAAAUAGUGUAUUAUAGAGCUCUGUAUCCUUUUGAAUCCAGAAGCCACGAUGAGAUCACCAUCCAGCCUGGAGACAUCGUCAUGGUGGAUGAAAGCCAGACUGGAGAGCCAGGGUGGCUUGGUGGAGAGCUGAAGGGGAAAACUGGAUGGUUCCCUGCCAACUACGCAGAGAAAAUUCCGGACAGUGAAGUUCCAACCUCUGCCAAGCCCACAGCCGAGCCCUCUGCAGCUCCCAAAGUGGCUGUGCAGGAAAGCUCCACUGCCCUGGCAGCUCCUGCCCCUCCAGAGGCUCCUGCAGCAGCCAACAACUGGGCAGACUUCAGCUCCACGUGGCCAACAAACACCAGUGAGAAGCCAGAGAGUGAUAACUGGGAUGCCUGGGCAGCUCAGCCUUCCCUGACCGUGCCCAGCGCGGGGCAGCUCCGGCAGCGCUCGGCCUUCACUCCUGCCACUGUCACAGGCUCGUCCCCCUCCCCUGUCCUGGGCCAGGGUGAAAAAGUGGAGGGGCUUCAAGCACAAGCUCUGUAUCCUUGGAGAGCAAAGAAGGACAACCACCUGAACUUCAACAAGAACGAUGUGAUCACAGUGCUGGAGCAGCAGGACAUGUGGUGGUUUGGGGAGGUGCAGGGACAGAAGGGCUGGUUUCCCAAAUCCUAUGUCAAGCUCAUUUCAGGCCCCAUUAGGAAAUCCACCAGCAUGGAUUCUGGUUCCUCAGAAAGUCCUGCUAGUCUGAAAAGAGUAGCAUCCCCAGCAGCCAAGGCAGCGAUGUCAGGGGAAGAGUACAUUGCCAUGUACACCUACGAGAGCUCGGAGCAGGGAGACCUCACUUUCCAACAAGGUGACCUGAUCCUGGUGACAAAGAAAGAUGGUGACUGGUGGACGGGAACGCUGGGUGAUAAAUCAGGAGUUUUCCCAUCUAAUUAUGUGAGACUCAAAGAUUCUGAGGCUCCAGGAGCAGCUGGGAAAACAGGAAGCUUAGGGAAGAAACCUGAAAUUGCCCAAGUUAUUGCUUCUUACACAGCAACAGGCCCAGAACAGCUGACUCUUGCUCCUGGCCAGUUGAUCCUCAUCAGAAAGAAGAAUCCAGGUGGUUGGUGGGAAGGAGAGCUCCAAGCGCGGGGCAAGAAGCGCCAGAUCGGCUGGUUCCCCGCCAACUACGUCAAACUGCUGAGCCCUGGCACCAGCAAGAGCACCCCCACCGAGCUGCCCAGGCCUGCAGCAGCCUCAGUGUGCCAGGUGAUCGGAAUGUACGACUACAGCGCGCAGAACGACGACGAGCUGGCCUUCAACAAGGGCCAGAUCAUCACCGUGCUCAACAGGGAGGACCCCGACUGGUGGAAGGGGGAGGUCAACGGCCACGUGGGGCUGUUCCCAUCCAACUACGUGAAGCUGACCACGGACACGGACCCGAGCCAGCAGUGGUGUGCAGACCUGCACCUGCUGGACAUGCUGACCCCCACCGAGAGGAAGAGGCAGGGCUACAUCCACGAGCUCAUCGUCACCGAGGAGAACUACGUCAAUGACCUGCAGCUGGUGACAGAGAUCUUCCAGAAACCACUGAUGGAGUCUGAGCUGGUCACAGAAAAAGAAGUUGCCAUGAUUUUUGUUAAUUGGAAGGAGCUGAUAAUGUGCAAUAUUAAACUACUGAAGGCCCUUCGGGUGAGGAAGAAGAUGUCUGGGGAGAAGAUGCCGGUGAAGAUGAUCGGGGACAUCCUGACAGCGCAGCUGCCCCACAUGCAGCCCUACAUCAGGUUCUGCAGCUGCCAGCUCAACGGGGCCGCCCUCAUCCAGCAGAAAACGGAUGAAGUGCCCGACUUCAAGGAGUUUGUCAAGAGGUUAGCAAUGGAUCCUCGCUGUAAAGGAAUGCCACUAUCAAGUUUUCUACUAAAGCCUAUGCAACGGGUAACCAGAUACCCACUAAUAAUUAAAAAUAUAAUAGAGAACACCCCCGAGAACCACCCUGACCACAGCCACCUGAAGCACGCCCUGGAGAAGGCGGAGGAGCUGUGCUCGCAGGUGAACGAGGGCGUGCGGGAGAAGGAGAACUCGGACAGGCUGGAGUGGAUCCAGGCCCACGUGCAGUGCGAGGGGCUCUCCGAGGGCAGCCCCGAUUGUUUCACUUUAUACAGUGCGUUGUUGUUCUUCUUCUACUUUUCGCAGCAACUCGUUUUUAAUUCAGUUACAAACUGCUUGGGACCACGCAAGUUCCUGCACAGUGGGAAGCUCUAUAAAGCCAAGAGUAACAAGGAGCUGUAUGGUUUUCUCUUCAACGACUUCCUCCUCCUCACUCAGAUCAUAAAACCUCUUGGCUCUUCUGGCACAGACAAGGUCUUCAGCCCCAAGUCCAACCUGCAAUACAAAAUGUACAAAACUCCCAUUUUCCUAAACGAGGUACUGGUAAAAUUACCCACAGACCCUUCUGGAGAUGAGCCCAUCUUCCACAUCUCCCACAUUGACAGAGUCUACACGCUCCGGGCCGAAAGCAUUAAUGAAAGGACUGCCUGGGUUCAGAAGAUCAAAGCUGCUUCAGAACUUUACAUAGAGACUGAGAAGAAGAAGAGGGAAAAGGCCUACUUAGUUCGCUCUCAGAGAGCAACAGGCAUCGGGAGGCUGAUGGUGAACGUUGUUGAAGGCAUUGAACUGAAGCCCUGCAGGUCCCAUGGAAAGAGCAACCCCUACUGCGAGGUGACCAUGGGCUCUCAGUGCCACAUCACCAAGACCAUCCAGGACACCCUCAAUCCCAAGUGGAAUUCCAACUGCCAGUUCUUCAUCAAGGACCUGGAGCAGGACGUGCUGUGCAUCACGGUGUUCGAGCGGGACCAGUUCUCCCCGGAUGACUUUUUGGGCAGGACAGAGAUCCGUGUGGCAGACAUCAAGAAGGAUCAGGGUUCCAAGGGACCAGUUACAAAGUGUCUCCUCCUGCACGAAGUCCCCACGGGAGAGAUCGUGGUGCGCCUGGACCUGCAGCUGUUCGAUGAGCCUUAGGAGAGAGAGCGGCCGGUGUCGGAAUUCAGCCAGAGGUCACUGCAGGAGGUGUCUGCAGAAGCUGUCACCGAGUCCUUGCUGGUGUGGCAUGAAACUACUGCUCGCCCUUCACACGUCAGAGGGUUAUCAAAGCAAACAGGAGCAUCUUUGUGCCUUGAUAAUUCUCACUGAACACAUGAAUCCCAAUUUGGUGAGGAGAUCUCUGUCAAUCUCUCUGUGUGGAACUUGGCGUUGCUUUCCUGGGCUGGUGAAACAAUCCUGUUGUUCCCUGCGCCGCAGUCAGGAGGGCUGGCAAACCACAUGGGUGGUUCUGCUUUCUCCAGUUGCCCUGCUCUUUAAUUCCCAUGGAGGAGGCAGUGUGGGUGUGUUUUGGAGGCUUUCUGAGGGUUUUCCCCCUUCAGGAGUUCUGUGCCUAUUGCUCAGCAGAGUGGUGUGUAAAUGUGAGUGAAUGGAAGGAGCGGUCCGCAGCAAGAUCUGCAAAGAUCUUCACGAUGGUACUGAAAAGACUUAGAAAAUAAAUAGUCUAUAUCUAUAAACAGAGAAGAUUCUAUUAACAUACCACUUCAUGACUCGUGUUGCCCCUGAAAAUAGAAGAUGUCCAGGCCUUCUGCACAGAGGUGAACGGCGCUCCAACCCCCGGUCUCUUUGGGAGUCGCUGCUGUCCCCAGGAGUGUCGGUGCUGGUGCUGGGGCAGGGAGCCGAGGGUGAGGCCCAGAGCCCUGCUGGGUGCCGUGGGUGACUCCUGGCUGCUGCUGCUCCAGGGGCCAGCGGCACCUGCCCUGGGGGAGAAGAAACCAGCUCCGUGGUCAUGGCUCCAGCGAAGUUCCAGCCUGCAGAGCCGGGUGUGCGGGGCAGUCUGUGAUGCCCAGGCAGGGAGCUGAGCCCUGCUCACCUUGUACAGCCCCGUCCUGCAGCUUCCCAGGGAACCCAAAGCCAUCGGGGGAAUGCCAGGGCUCUCCAUCCUUUUCACCCCAUGGAUAACAAGGUCCAGGCCCACAUCCCUGUUUGGCAAAGCUCCCGGCUCCGGGCGGGCACCGACAUCUGUGUGAGUGCUCUGCUGAGUCUGGACUCGGGGGACAAAAGAUCCCUGAGAGUCAAAUUCCUCUUUGUUCUGCUUGGAUUCCUUUUGUUCAUGCCCUGCCACGCAUCCACUGGUAUUUUUGUAAGGACUUCAUUCCGGAUGGGAGGUGCCGGCCCGUGUCAUUCGCAUGUGAACGUUCUCGUGGAGCUGUUGUUAGGUUUCGGUGUUCCUUGCAUGUCCUUUCAGUACUGGUUCCCACCUCUCCUGUGUCGGCGGUGUUCUCUAGCACUCCAAGUCUUAUUGGUUUCCAUUAGGAAAUUAGGAUAUAUCCAUAACAGGUAGGUAGAUCCGUAUGGUAAUAAGUGUAAACUGUGCUGGGAAGUGUCUGUGUAUUAUAAUUUCCUAAAAGACCACUGUAAUGUUUCAAGCAAUGGGAAGGAAAAAAAAUGUAUGUUGGAGGGACAACAAAGUUUACAUUUCAUACUUUUCAGAAUCGCUUUAUUAUUUAUUUAUUGAAGAUAGUGUAGAAUUUUGUAUCAGAAAUGACAGACAUACUUAUGUAUUUUUUGAAACAAAACAGAGAUACACACUUUAGUUAGAAACUUUCAACUGACCACAUUUUAGAGGGAGUGUGACUUCCUAGGCAUGCAUUUGUUUACCACUAACUGGCUGAAAACACAGUUAAGAGAACUUUAAGUUUCUAUUUUUCAAUGUUGUUAAGAAAAUUGUUUCAAUUAAAAUAUGUAAAUAGUACUAAACCCAUGCUUUCCUAAUUCCAUAUCAAUACAUUUUAUUAAAUAUAAUGUAUAUGAAAAUACACAUUGUUGUGGUAGGAUAAAAAAAAGUGAUAAAAAUCUAUUACUGGAGUACCAUUAAAUGUCAUUGUCUAACCUUU
Messenger RNA from Parus major (Great Tit), 7251 nucleotides. RefSeq names its product intersectin 1 (gene ITSN1). Bases 164 to 5335 code for a protein of 1723 amino acids. NCBI's taxonomy places the organism in Eukaryota, Metazoa, Chordata, Aves, Passeriformes, Paridae. Gene Ontology annotation, cellular component: clathrin-coated pit; plasma membrane; presynaptic membrane. Gene Ontology annotation, molecular function: guanyl-nucleotide exchange factor activity; calcium ion binding; protein binding. The transcript is spliced from 39 exons. The record is from RefSeq and is a predicted model, not a curated record. Gene Ontology annotation, biological process: intracellular signal transduction; endosomal transport; positive regulation of Rho protein signal transduction.